Messenger RNA from Drosophila virilis, 672 nucleotides. It is a transcript of the gene Cisd2, whose product is annotated as CDGSH iron sulfur domain 2. Gene Ontology annotation, cellular component: intracellular membrane-bounded organelle; mitochondrial outer membrane. Gene Ontology annotation, molecular function: 2 iron, 2 sulfur cluster binding. The record is from RefSeq and is a predicted model, not a curated record. Gene Ontology annotation, biological process: regulation of autophagy. NCBI's taxonomy places the organism in Eukaryota, Metazoa, Arthropoda, Insecta, Diptera, Drosophilidae.
CCAUUUCAGAUUUUUUUUGUGUACUUCAUUUGUGUUAUAAAUAUACAGAAAAAAAUUUAUAUAAAAAUGCAAUCAGUCUCGCAGGUCGUUAAAACAAGUCUGCCAAAUUAUUUGUCCAGCUUGCCGGUACCCGACACUUUCGGCGGCUGGUUUAAGUUAUCAUUUAAGGAUUGGCUAGCACUCAUUCCACCCACCGCUGUUGUUGUCGGCAUCGGCUAUGUCACGUACCGUGCCUUCUAUCCCAAGGCGCACCGCACAUGCAAAUCCGGCAGCGGUCUCUGCAAUGAAAACGUACGCAAACAUGAGGCUAAAGUUGUGGACAUGAUUGACAUCGAGAAUAUUGCGGACAAGGCCGCCUUUUGCCGCUGCUGGAAGACCAAGAACUGGCCCUACUGCGAUGGCAGCCAUGCCGCUCACAACAAGGACACGGGCGACAAUGUCGGACCGAUUGUGAUCAAGAAAAAGUGACGCGUGCCUGGCUCCCGCGAUGGUCCAUCGCAUUUCUAGCAUUUCCUUGUUGAUAUUCAUGUAGAGCUGCAGCUAAUUUGCAAUCGUAAAUUGUUUAAAUUCUAACAUUUUGUUCAAUCUAUUCGUACUGUAAGCAAUAAUUGAUCGCAUUAACUCAAGAUAUGCCAAUAAGGAUUGCCUAAAUGAAUCAAAUUCACACAGAUA